CCGAGUUCCCACUGAAGCCCACGAGUCCCGGAGCGAUUGAACCAUGAGUUACACUGGAUUAUUUAUUUCACUGCUUUCGUUUGUUUAUACAUGGGAGAGUCUUGAGGCAGCGAGUCCAGCUUUGCCUCAUGUGAUGCGCUAUGAUGUGAUCCGACUCCGACCUCAGGCACUGAACGAGCGAGCGAAGAGGAGCGCCCCUUCUCUGAAGACAUAUCCUGAACAACUUGAAUAUGAUUUGGCUGUAGAUGGGAGGGACUUCACAAUUUCUUUGCACAAAAAUAGGGAGCUUUUAGGAAAAGAUUACACCCUCUCACAUUAUACCGAGGAUGGGAUUUCAGAGACAAAGUCUUCAGACAGUAUUGGUCACUGCUACUAUCAGGGACACGUCCAUGAUUUUGAAGACUCUUCAGUCAGUGUUGGACUUUGCUCUGGAAUGGAAGGGUUUCUGAGGGUCAAAAAUCAAGUUUACUUGAUUGAGCCCCUAGAAGAGUCUUUGGAUGGUGACCAUGCUAUUUAUAAGCAAGAGCAUUUAAGGACCAAGCAAGGGGCCUUUGGAUACAUCAAUGACACAGUCUAUAACCUUGCUCCAAAGUCUAGUGGGCUGUAUAAAGGCACAAAUAUGAAAAACAAGGCCCCCAGAGACGGACAGCGGAUUGUUGAGAUGGUUUUGGUCGUUGAUCAUAUGGAGUACAACAAGUUUGGAAGUUUUAAAAAGAUUGAAGAAAGAAUGAUGUUGGUCGCAAAUCACGUAGACAAGCUUUACCGGCCAUUAAACAUACGUGUCAGGUUGGUUGGACUCGAGAUUUGGUCUCAAAGAGACAUGAUUGAUGUCCACAGUAUGCCAAAUCUCACUCUGGAACGAUUUUUACGAUGGCGUCAGGAUAGCCUGCUCAAGAGGAAGAAACAUGACAAUGCCCAUUUUAUCACUGCUGUAGAUUUUGAAGGAUCUACAGUUGGGUUGGCUACAAUGUACGCUAUGUGCUCUCCAUCCUCUGGUGCUGUGAAUGAGGACCAUAAUAAAAAUCCCAUUGCAGUGGCUUCUACCAUUGCCCAUGAAAUGGGACAUAAUCUGGGCAUGUCACAUGAUAAUCCAAACUGUGGAUGCUCCUCUGACAAGGGCUGUGUUAUGUCAGACACCAUUGGGUAUGUUUACCCUGAUUCCUUCAGUACUUGCAGUCAAUCAUCCUUAAAAGCGUUUUUGCAGAGAUAUGACACCAGCUGUUUACUAGACAUGCCAAAUGAGGCUGAACUAUAUGGAGGCCCAGUUUGUGGAAACGCUUUUGUUGAAAAAGACGAGGAGUGUGACUGCGGAACUGUUGAGGAAUGUAACAAUGCCUGCUGCAAUGCCACCACCUGUCGACUUACAGAAGGUGCCCAUUGUGCACAUGGAGAGUGCUGCCACAAUUGCCAGCUGAAACAGCCCAAUAGCCUGUGCAGAAAGAGUGCUCAUGACUGUGAUUUGGACGAGUACUGUACAGGAUUGUCAGCCUUCUGUCCGGAAGAUGAAUAUAAGAUGAAUGGACUCCCUUGCAAUUAUAAUCAGGGCUACUGUUAUAAUGGACAAUGUCCAACACAUAAGGAACACUGCAAGUUGCUGUGGGGAUCAGAUGCUGAAGUGGAUGCUGACACUUGCUUUCAUUAUAAUGUUAUUUACAAAACCUCCAAGAGUGCUGAGCACAUGAUGUGUGGAAAAAUAUUCUGUCAUGGUGGGAAUGAAUUCCCCAUAACCAAUAGAAAAUCAUUAGUAAAUAUUCAAUCAAGAACCUGCUAUAUGGCUGUAGAUACCUCGCCCACAGAUGACUUAGGGAUGGUUCCAGCAGGCACCAAAUGUGGCAAUAAUAAGGUGUGUUACAACAACCUUUGUCAAGACAUUAGCAUAUACAGCUCUGAGAACUGCUCGGAUAAAUGCAACAAUCGUGGGGUGUGUAACCACGAGAGGAAAUGUCACUGUGAUCCAGGAUGGGCACCACCCUAUUGUGAUGUCCAAUUCUCAGAACUUCAAAAAAUGAGAAAAGAAUCUGUGAUAAUUGGUGUGACUGUGUCUGUAGUCGUUCUUGGAUUGAUCAUUAUUAUUGGUGCACUGGUCUUUCACAAGAACAAAAUAACAGAAUUUAGAAAGAAAAGGUCUUUGAAAGACAUCCACACUUCCUCAGGCCAGUGUAACCCUGCAUUCCAACCAGGAAGUGCAAAGAACAGCCCCAGAUGCACACAACCACGCAUAAGUCAACCAACUUUCCUGGAGUCAUCCACUGCUCUGGCCUGCAAACCUCUCUAUUCUCCAGCUACGCCCUCUAGACAAGCACCAUUGCCUCCAAAGACUGCACCACAAACUAGGACAGAACAGUUUCAGAAACCUUCCAUCCCACCUCCUGGUAUUUCCAGAAACAUUCAUCCUGUUCAGGUAAAACCGCUACCUCCACCAACGAAACCUCUUCCUCCAUCAAGACCAUUACCACCACUGGCAUAUAAACCUGAGUCAAAAGCACCUCCAGUGCCUCCUGUGAAACCCACUGGGAUGCAGCCAGCAUUCAGUCCACCUCAGGUUAUCCAGAAAGUUGCACUGAAACCUCCUGUCAGGCCCAGAUGAUCUGGAACAAUAUGACUUUCUCCGAAUCAUUGGGAGCUUCAUAAGGACCUUGAUAUACAAAACAUGGACCGCAGUUUAUGAGCUGAAUGAAGCUUGAUGUUUUUUGUAAAAUCUCUCUGAAUAAUAAAAUGAAGUUAGGGAAAUGGUAAAAUGGAAUGAAAAAUGUGUACUGUCGAAAUCGCUUUACACUGUUGGUACGGCUUAUUUGUAAUCUCUUUUAUUGUAUUUUGGCUUUCUUUUUCUUUCUAUUUAAAAAAAAUUAUUUGCCACCGUUUACAGUCAGUUAAGAUUGUGUCUCUAUGCAAGUCUACAGAGUUUCUCCUUCAUAUUGCUGCCUAAGGGUCUCUGAAAUAGAACAUGUUUUUUUCCCAGUGCAUUAUGGUGCAUUCAGUCCUGUUUCUGGAGCUGUUCUGUGUUUGCAAUUUUAUAUCUUGUAAUUGGGACUUUAUUAUUUCAUUAUUUUGUGUAGAAUUUCUUGUUAUUUACUUUA
This is a messenger RNA of Carassius carassius (crucian carp), 3077 nucleotides long. Its product is annotated as disintegrin and metalloproteinase domain-containing protein 8-like. Bases 44 to 2587 code for a protein of 847 amino acids. The record is from RefSeq and is a predicted model, not a curated record. Gene Ontology annotation, molecular function: cell adhesion molecule binding; metalloendopeptidase activity. NCBI's taxonomy places the organism in Eukaryota, Metazoa, Chordata, Actinopteri, Cypriniformes, Cyprinidae. Gene Ontology annotation, biological process: proteolysis; inflammatory response; regulation of cell-cell adhesion. The transcript is spliced from 25 exons.